Molecule: messenger RNA, 2596 nt
Organism: Carassius gibelio (silver crucian carp)
Lineage: Eukaryota; Metazoa; Chordata; Actinopteri; Cypriniformes; Cyprinidae
Product: balbiani ring protein 3
Exons: 18
Coding region: 78-2420 (780 amino acids)
Biological process (GO): innate immune response; antibacterial humoral response
Cellular component (GO): extracellular region
Molecular function (GO): peptidase inhibitor activity
Source: RefSeq, a predicted model, not a curated record
AGAGUCUCGGGGCUGGAGUUAUUAGAGCUCCCUUGGAUUUCUGCUCCAUCAACUCGUUUUCAUAACCGGUCGAGAAGAUGAAAGCUCGGGUGUGCUGCUCUUUAACUGCUGUUUUGCUGUGUCUCUCUGUGUGCUUGAGCACAACAGACGCCAAAGGACGUGUCACAAAAAAGCCAGGAGUGUGUCCAAGGAACAACAUAAUAGGAAUUUGUGUUGUGAGGGAGAAUAACUGUUUCAAUGACGGAGACUGUCCGAAUGAUCAGAAAUGCUGCAGUUAUGGAUGUGGACGUCAGUGUAGGAGUCCAUAUAGAGCAAAGCCAGGAGUGUGUCCAAGCAAAACCCUUGGAGUAGGACUGUGUGUCACGUCGUGUUCCCUAGAUAGUAACUGUCCGAAUGAUCAGAAAUGCUGCAGCAAUGGAUGUGGACAUCAGUGUAUGGCUCCAUAUAAAGAAAAACCAGGAGUGUGUCCAAAAACAACUCCCAUAAUAAAAGGUGUUUGCGCGGAGUUGUGUUCUCAUGAUGGUGACUGUCCGAACGAUGAGAAAUGCUGCAGCAAUGGAUCUGGACAUCAGUGCACGGCUCUACCUAAAGAAAAGCCAGGAUCAUGUCCAAAACCCCUUGGACCCGGACUGUGUGCUGAGAUGUGUUCUGGUGACAGUAGCUGUCCAAACAACCAGAAAUGCUGCAGCAAUGGAUGUGGACAUCAGUGUAUGGCUCCAUAUAAAGUUGGACCAGCAAAGCCAGGAGUGUGUCCUAGAAACAAUGUUAAAAAAUUGGUGUUAGGAGUGUGUGCUGAGAUGUGUUCCUAUGACAGUGACUGUCCGAAAGAUCAGAAAUGCUGCAGCAAUGGAUGUGGACAUAAGUGUAUGCCUCCAUAUAAAGAAAAGCCAGGAGUGUGUCCAGGCAAAAACCUCAAAAUAGGAGUGUGUGCUGAAUCAUGUUCCCAUGAUGGUAACUGUCCAAACAAUCAGAAAUGCUGCAGCAACGGAUGUGGACAUCAGUGUAUGGCUCCAUCUAAAGAAAAACCAGGAGUGUGUCCAAAAACAACUCCCAGAAUAAAAGGUGUUUGCGCUGAGUUGUGUUCUCAUGAUGGUGACUGUCCGAAUCAUCAGAAAUGCUGCAGCAAUGGAUGUGGACAUCAGUGUACGGCUCUACCUAAAGAAAAGCCAGGAGUGUGUCCAAAAAUGAAUCUUAAAGAUUGUGCUCAGUUGUGUUCCCAAGACGGUCAAUGUCCGGAUGAUCAGAAAUGCUGCAGCAAUAAAUGUGGACAUCGGUGUGUACCUCCAUAUAAAGAAAAGCCUGGAGUGUGUCCAAAAAUCCAAAUAUUAGGAGUGUGUGAGGAGUUGUGUUCCCUCGACGAUGACUGUCUGAAUGAUCAGAAAUGCUGCAGCAAUGGAUGUGGACAUCAGUGUAUGGCUCCAUCUAAAGCAGUAAAGCCAGGAUCCUGUCCAAAACCCACUGGACCCGGACUGUGUGCUGAGAUGUGUUCUGGUGACGGUAGCUGUCCAAACAAUCAGAAAUGCUGCAGCAAUGGAUGUGGACAUCAGUGUAUGGCUCCAUAUAGAGAAAAGCCAGGAGUGUGUCCAAAAAUGAAUCUUAAAGAUUGUGCUCAGUUGUGUUCCCAAGACGGUCAAUGUCCUGAUGAUCAGAAAUGCUGCAGCAAUAAAUGUGGACAUCGGUGUGUGCCUCCAUAUAAAGAAAAGCCUGGAGUGUGUCCAAAAAUCCAAAUAUUAGGAGUGUGUGAGGAGUUGUGUUCCCUCGACGAUGACUGUCUGAAUGAUCAGAAAUGCUGCAGCAAUGGAUGUGGACAUCAGUGUAUGGCUCCAUCUAAAGAAAAGCCUGGAGUGUGUCCAAAAAUCCAAAUAUUAGGAGUGUGUGAGGAGUUGUGUUCCCUCGACGAUGACUGUCUGAAUGAUGAGAAAUGCUGCAGCAAUGGAUGUGGACAUCAGUGUAUGGCUCCAUCUAAAGUUAAACCAGGAGUGUGUCCCAGGAGAGGACCUGGAGCAGGAUUGUGUCAUGUGUUUGACUGUGUUGAUGACAUUGACUGUCCGGACAAUGAGAAGUGCUGCAGCACAAGAUGUGGACGUGAAUGUAAACCUCCAUUUACCCUUCCAGAAAAGCCAGGAGUGUGUCCAAGAAACAACGUAAUAGGAAUUUGUGUUGUGAGGGAGAAUAACUGUUUCAAAGAUGGCGACUGUCCUAAUGAUCUGAAAUGCUGCAGUUACGGAUGUGGAAGUCAGUGUAUGGCUCCAUAUAGAGAAAAGCCAGGAGUGUGUCCUAGGAACAACAUAAUAGGAAUUUGUGUUGUGAGGGAUAACUACUGUUUCAAUGACAGUGACUGUCCUAAUGAUCAGAAAUGCUGCAGUUAUGGAUGUGGACGUCAGUGUAUGGAUCCAUAUAGAGUGAGACGUGAUCCAUGACUCAAACCAGAUAUGUGCUGAUCACUCUUCCCAUGAUGAUCAGUAACCUGCCAGACAGAAGUGUUGCCCAACCACCAGUGGACAUGCAUGCAUGCAUCUCUCUCUGUCUGUCUCUCCAUGCUAUACUUGAGAUCUUUUGCAUACAUUAAAUAAAUCUCAAAGCUUAGUGAAACUUC